This is a messenger RNA of Akanthomyces muscarius, 1779 nucleotides long. RefSeq lists its product as uncharacterized. Lineage: Eukaryota; Fungi; Ascomycota; Sordariomycetes; Hypocreales; Cordycipitaceae. Gene Ontology annotation, cellular component: nucleolus. Gene Ontology annotation, molecular function: RNA binding; RNA helicase activity; ATP binding. Gene Ontology annotation, biological process: rRNA processing. The transcript is spliced from 3 exons. The record is from RefSeq and is a predicted model, not a curated record. The coding region runs from base 1 to 1779 and encodes 592 amino acids.
AUGGCCGCCACCAAACACUCCAUCGCUGAUACCGAGGAGGCCAGCCGGCCUGUCAAAAAGUCCAAGAUUGUCGAUAAUGAAGAGCUCUCAGAGAAGGCGCGCCUAAAGAGGGAGAAGAAGGAGAAGAAGAAAGAGAAGAAGCGUAAGGCUGAAGCCGCCCCCGCGCCGGCGGACGACUCGGAUGAGGUUAUGGAAGAUAAGGACGAGGCAGAGGCCAAGGCCCAGAAGAAGGCGCGCAAGGACGAGAAGAAGAAGCUGAAGGAGGCCAAGAAGGCCAAGCCUACCGCCGACGAGAAGGAAGAGAAGGCAGAGGAGGCUCCCAAGUCGAAGAAGGAGAAGAAGGAGAAGAAGAACAAGACCACGCCGGUGGCGACUUCAUCUGGUGCCAAUGGCUACGAACAGACUGCUGCCCUCAACGGCGUGGCGCAGGCCAAGAUUGACGAAUUUCUUAAGACGAACCAAAUCACCAUUACCGACCCCAAGACCAGCGAACCCACGCUACGACCGAUCCUUGAAUUCGCCCAUCUCCCCCCGACCGACCUCUUGACCAAGAAGGGAUCGCCUUUUGCCAACUACAAGGCUCCUACACCCAUCCAGGCUGCCUCGUGGCCGUUUACGCUCUCCGGCCGCGACGUUGUCGGCGUUGCCGAGACUGGCUCCGGAAAGACCAUGGCUUUCGCACUUCCCUGUGUGCAGGCCGUCGCCGCCAUUAGCAAGCGCUGCACCAAGGCCGUCGUUGUCUCGCCGACCCGAGAGCUGGCGAUGCAGACGCACGAGCAGCUUUCUGCCCUCGCCGCGCUCGCCGGCCUCAAGUCUGUGUGCCUCUACGGCGGCGCGUCCAAGGACGACCAGCGUGCGCUCCUUAGCCGUGGCGCCGACGUCAUCGUCGCCACGCCUGGCCGUCUCAAGGACUUCAUGUCGGACAACACCGUUAACCUGAGCGGCUGUGCAUUCGUGGUUCUCGACGAGGCCGAUCGCAUGCUCGACAAGGGAUUCGAGGAGGACAUCAAACAGAUUCUCGGUGCCUGCCCCCCGCGCGAGAAGCGCCAGACGCUCAUGUUCACCGCGACAUGGCCCUUUUCCGUGCAGUCGCUCGCCUCCACAUUCAUGGUUGAGCCCAUCAAGAUCGCCAUCGGCUCUGGCGGCCGGGAGACCGAGGACGGCUCGGUCGAGCUGCAGGCCAACAUGCGCAUUACGCAGCGCGUCGAGGUCAUGGAGGGCAGCGACAAGGAAUUCCGCCUGCUGCAGGUGCUGAAGCAGCAGCAGCAGAGCGGCCACAAGACCGAUCGUAUCCUGGUGUUCUGCCUCUACAAGAAGGAGGCCACGCGCAUUGAGAACAUGCUCAGUCGCAAGGGUAUCAACGUUGGUGGCAUUCACGGCGAUUUGCGCCAGGAGCAGCGCACCAAGUCGCUCGAGGCUUUCAAGCUGGGCCACACUCCCGUUCUGGUUGCCACCGAUGUCGCCGCCCGUGGUCUGGAUAUCCCCGAGGUCAAGCUUGUCAUCAAUGUUACUUUCCCUCUGACGAUUGAGGAUUAUGUCCACAGAAUCGGCCGAACUGGCCGUGCUGGCAAGACUGGCAAUGCCAUUACAUUCUUUACGGCGCAGGACAAGAGCCAUUCUGGCUCGCUUGUCAACAUCCUGAAGGGUGCCAACCAGCCAGUACCGGAUGAGCUUCUCAAGUUUGGCACGACGGUCAAGAAGAAGACGCACGACAUGUACGGAUCCUUCUUCAAGGACGUCGACAUGAACCAAAAAGCGACCAAGAUCACUUUUGAUUAG